AUGACUCGCCCCUCCCUCUUUUUAAACAAGUGUAUUACGCGGAACAUUCGUGAUUAAACGUUAUUUUGGGGGAUACUGUAUUAUUUUUUGUAGUUAUUGAUAGCUGACAGCUGGGCUUGCAACGUGUUUCAUUCACCUCGCACCUCCUUACGUUUACGAAUUUCCUGCUAAGUCAAUAAUGCAUGGCACCUUUCAUUCAUAGUUGCUAACGCUAAUUUUGGACUGGCCAAACUGAUUGCCAUUCUCUGAGCAGAAUUUGGUCAAUAAACGUAUUUUACGUUUACACUCCUAUUCACUGGAGUACACCAAAAAUCGAAAUGUACUGUUUCUUUUCGUUUUUAUUUUCAGAGAACAUAGGUUGCUCGUGACAAAAGGUAACUAGUCAAUCGAAUAAGGACAGCUGCUUCAAAUAUUUUUGAUAUACGUUCGGUAGUAAAUUCCAACCACUAUGGAUUACGAACAUAAAGCGAAGUUGGUGGCUGAAUGUUUGCAGAGCUACAGGAAGGAUGAAUCCGGUUGGAAGGUCUGCAAAAAAUCGAACGACGUGGUUGUGUCAUGGCGACCUUCUUCCGAGUUCCCAGGGAAUGUCUAUAAAGGGGAUGGAGUUAUAAAUGACAGCCUGGAGAAGGUAUGGGAGUGUCUGAAGCCGGUCCCGAAAGGGCUCAGAGUCAAGUGGGACAAUAACGUGAAGAAGUUUGAACUUUUGGAACAAAUCACAGAGGACAUCUCUAUCUGCCGAACAGUCACGCCCUCAGCAGCUAUGGGUAUCAUAGCGCCUCGAGAUUUUGUCGAUGUUAUUUUAAUCAGGCACUAUGAAGAUGGCACAAUUUCAUCCAACGCCACUAAUGUGACUCAUCAGGGCUGCCCCAUUCAGUCUGGCUUUGUGAGAGGAUUCAACUAUCCGUGUGGUUGUAUCUGUGUCCCGAUAUCAGCAGAGCCCAACAAAACCCAGGUCCUCACUUUCUUCCAGACCGACCUUGGCGGCUUUCUGCCUCGCUCAGUGGUUGACUCCUUUUUCCCCUCCAGCAUGACAGAGUUCUACGGCAACCUGACCAAGGCUGUCAAAUCUCUCAAAGACCUUUGAAUUUCCAUCCAUUUUCUCUCUCUCUUGUCAUCGUUAGCGUGGCAGGUGAGCUGGAAACUUUUGCAGUUGACAUGCGAGGCGGGUUACCCCCUUGAAGGUUUGCCAGUCAAUUGCAGGGAUCAUACUAUACCGUAGCCAAAAUGGUGGAUAUUUUGAGACCCAGAUUCAGAAUCCCGCUUUUAUUUUAUGCUAUUUCCAUCUACAUGUGUGUCCGGCAACUCAGAACAGGGCAACUUUUAUUUGAAGCCACCCGCUUUUCAAGUGAGCAAAAGUAAUGGAACAGACAUUAUCAGAUUAACUGACAUUUGGUGGCGUAACUCAGUGGUCCUCAACCUUUACUCUGCCAUGGGUCAGAUCAUACAAAUCCAUACCCUUUGCGGGCUAGAAACCAU
Hippocampus comes (tiger tail seahorse) is the source of this 1476-nucleotide messenger RNA. It is a transcript of the gene stard5, whose product is annotated as StAR related lipid transfer domain containing 5. The record is from RefSeq and is a predicted model, not a curated record. Gene Ontology annotation, biological process: cholesterol import. Gene Ontology annotation, molecular function: cholesterol transfer activity; cholesterol binding. The coding region runs from base 449 to 1084 and encodes 211 amino acids. The transcript is spliced from 6 exons. Lineage: Eukaryota; Metazoa; Chordata; Actinopteri; Syngnathiformes; Syngnathidae.